CAUCAGAGCUUCUCUCCCAGCGUAUCAUUUUUUCUGACCAUUGAUUCACGUCGGCUUAGCUGAGCUCCCAGUCACGUUUGUUUGGGUGUCUGAGUCUCGGUAGCUCUGUCGCUGCUCAGGUGCCUUGCAGCACUUGCAGCCCCCUCCCUCUUCACUGCACAUCACUCUGCUUUCCCCUUUCCCCUCUCUGCCACGCAUCGAAUUGCAGACUCCCUGUUGCCUGUCCUACUAUCACUGCACUGUGCAUCGCGUAGCUUCGUGACCUGUUUCCAGACUGGCUGCACUAUAGCAUUCCGAAACAGAGGGACUCCGAGGUGAUCUUUUCCCGAUCCCCCACCCCUCAAAAAUGAACUGCAAAUACAGUCCCUUUCCCCUCGUUCUCCGUUAAGCCUGCAGCGGCUUGCCAGCGAUUUUGCAUAUUCUGCAGAUACUCUAUAAACAUUUCAUUGUUCUGAGAAAGGCAAGGGGGAUAAAUCGGAUACGCAUCGGCAUUAUGCCCUUUCCAUGAGCUUUUUUUCCAAAGAGACCAGGCAAUGCGGGCAUCAGCAGCUGUAGCGUUACAUUGUAUCCAUCCAGCUUCCUUUGAACAGUUAGAGAACGCCAGACAGAUAUAUUGUAGCUGAAUUCGAGUUUAACAGGUGGUGUUGGCUUUGAAUCAGAAAUUGCUUGAAGGAUCCUAAGGAGAAGAAAUUAAAUUGAAUUAGAAUGGAGCCCAGUCGGGGGAUUCCCACCCCAUGGAGCGAAAUCUUGUUGGACUGCUGGUUAUGCUGAUGCUUUACCUCGCUGUGUGAUGUUUGUUGUCUAAGGACGUAUUUGUAUAACUUGUAAAUAUCCCAUGGUUUUUACUGCACCUGUUUGCUCCAGGGAUAGUGUGUGCUCCGUUCCCCUUCAUGCAUGCAUGCAGCUGAACAACUAAGAUUCGUAUAUGGGUACCUUAAUGUCGAUUUUGGAUGUGCUUCGCCUGUCCCCCCCAUCUGCUUCAGUAUGGGUGAAUGCAGAUUUAUGAGGGUGUCGAUCUAAAUAAUUGCCCACAGAAGUGCCGACUUCUGUGAUAAACAAUAUUUCAUUGUAAAACUAUUUUUUCCUUGCAAUGGCUGCUGCCAUUGCGAGUUCUCUGAUACGACAGAAACGACAAGCCAGGGAACGUGAAAAAUCAAAUGCCUGCAAAUGUGUCAGCAGCCCCAGUAAAAGCAAAAGCAGUUGUGAGAAGAAUAAACUCAAUGUAUUUUCCAGAGUUAAGCUGUUUGGUACCAAGAAAAGGCGCAGGAGGAGGCCAGAGCCACAACUCAAAGGUAUAGUAACAAAACUAUACAGCAGGCAAGGCUAUCAUCUGCAGUUACAAGCAGAUGGAACAAUUGAUGGAACAAAGGAGGAUGACAGUAGUUACACAUUAUUUAACCUUAUACCAGUGGGUCUUCGAGUAGUAGCGAUUCAAGGCGUACAAACAAAGUUGUAUUUGGCCAUGAACAGUGAAGGAUACCUAUACACGUCAGAACAUUUCACACCUGAAUGUAAGUUUAAAGAAUCAGUGUUCGAAAACUACUAUGUGACAUAUUCAUCAAUGAUCUAUAGACAGCAUUCUGGCAGGGGGUGGUAUCUUGGUCUUAAUAAAGAAGGAGAAAUUAUGAAAGGCAACCACGUGAAGAAAAACAAGCCAGCAGCCCACUUUCUUCCAAAACCAUUAAAAGUCGCUAUGUACAAAGAACCAUCGCUACAUGAUCUGACAGAAUUUUCAAGGUCUGGAAGUGGAACGCCAACGAAAAGCAGAAGCGUAUCUGGAGUUUUAAAUGGCGGUAAAUCUGUGAGUCAAAAUGAAUCAACGUAGACUGCUCAAGUCCAGUAUUAUUUCAAAGAAUCUUACCUCUGGAUGCUCUUGAAUUCUGACUUCCUUCUAAUAUUCAGCGAUUCGAGACACACACCGCUGAACUUACAUUGGUUACACAGUGAGUUUUCUGGUUGUCAGUGGAUCUAUCUCAGUAAAUCAGAACAUCUUUCGGUAUUUUCACAAGAUGCCCCGACAGCCAGCAAACCAUUAUCAUGGAGUAUAUAUAUUGGAGAAGAAACACCCAUUUUUAAAUACAACUGCAUACCAAGGAAUCCAAAACCUUAACCUUAUGGCCCUGUCACCUGCUGAUAAGAAUUUUCUUUAAAAUACAAAGACCAGUUUUACUUUGUUACUGAAAUUCAAUUCUUACAUGUUUUUUAGGUAGAAUAUAUGCAGCAAAAUAAAAAAAAAUCAUAAUUACAUUGUCUAACUGUUUUAUAUCCAAAUUAGAAAAUGUCUUGUAAAGUAUGGGACAGCACAGCAUUUCAGUUUUGUACAAUUGUAGUUUUCUGAACUUCAGUUAUCCCUUAAAAUGUGUCAAACGUUAAAAUAAAAAUCAGGGUUGGUACUGAAAAGGUUCUCAGGCUAAUGCAAACAUUGUCUUUGUGGCUUUCAAGAAAACUGAGGUAUGAUUUUUUUUAUAGUCUUAACAGUAUAGUAAUGUUCUUGUUUUGACCCAGAUUUAUGCAUCAUUGAAUUACAGGAUGGACCUAAUUCAGUGGGGAAAAACAAGAGGUUUACAGAACCCUUUUCUGACCCUUAUCUGUAGUAUUCUUUUAGUUUACAUAUGUGUGUCUUACAAAAUAUUGUGGUGGCUUCUUUUUCUAAAAACAGAAACUGUGGAUAUUAAGAUGACAAUUUUUUUAUAAAAACGUCUUAUUUGUAACAUGACAGUCCUUUACUUUUACUGGGCAUGUAAAUAUUGUGUAUGUAGACAUUCAUGAAAAUGUAACCCUCAUUACCAUAUUAUUGUAUGUGCCACAUAAACUUCAUUGUUUAAUGUUUAAUUAGCUUUCCCUCAUUAGAUGAUCGUAAUUGCUGCAUGGGAGAAAGUUGGGGAAUGUAGAGUUGCAUGAAGUGUACCAUAAUGUAUAAACCAUUGUUGAUGCUGAACUUUGAGUUUUACAUUGAACUGCAGUAUACAAAGGCUGGUUGUCUGCCUAUUUGGUUGUUUAUUUGUUAUGUACACAGCUGUGCACUGAAUAAAACAUUCAUAUUUAUAGGUGAUAACACA
Protopterus annectens (West African lungfish) is the source of this 3059-nucleotide messenger RNA. It is a transcript of the gene FGF13, whose product is annotated as fibroblast growth factor 13. Lineage: Eukaryota; Metazoa; Chordata; Ceratodontiformes; Protopteridae. Gene Ontology annotation, biological process: positive regulation of protein phosphorylation; fibroblast growth factor receptor signaling pathway; cell differentiation. The coding region runs from base 1091 to 1825 and encodes 244 amino acids. Gene Ontology annotation, cellular component: cytoplasm. The transcript is spliced from 5 exons. The record is from RefSeq and is a predicted model, not a curated record. Gene Ontology annotation, molecular function: growth factor activity; fibroblast growth factor receptor binding.